CUAACCUUCUUUCUUUUUUUCCUCUUCUUUUCGGUUUAUUUUUGCAUCGAUUUGGUAAUAGUCCCAUCCCUUUUUAGCUUCGUUCUCGUUUUCUGCGAUUCUAGGGUUUUUUAUUUCUAUUUUCCCCCUCUCUACCACCACCACCGACACCGUCAUUUUUUGAUUGUUUUGCUACACACUUUUUCCGCCGUUCUUUCUUGUUUGGCUGCUCAGAAACACCGGGAAAAUACAUUGAAAGAAUCAUUCUCUAACCAGAGGCCCAUCAUGUGUGGUUACUUAUGGUAAUGCUUCCUCUCCACUAUAUAUGUGGGGGUGUUACUAGCUUUUUAACCUACCGUAUCGCUAAUAUUUCCUCUGUGGGACACUUUUGAAGGUUUUAGUAGAUAUCUGAAGUCGUAAAGGCAACUAAAUUUCUCAAACUCUCAACAUCCUAUUGCAUAUUUCUUCAUCCCAUAUAUAAUUGUGGCUGCUUGGGAGAUGACAAUUUUUAGUGUUCAAGACUUGCAUGCUUAAUGGACUGCUCGCCAACUAGCUGUGACAAGAAAACUUUGAAGAGGUGGUUUUUUAUUGACAAAAGGGUUGGGUGAAGAUAAUAUCUCAAUUGCAUACUGAAAUCGUCAACCAAUUCAUUUUGUGCUUCUGAUAACACUUCAUCUUUAUAUCAAAAGCUGCUCAACAAAUCUGGAUCCAAUGGACCUUAAAUCUAAUCACACUGCUCCUGUUCUCACUGACCCUGCACCCAUAACCAAGUCAAGACUGGGCAUUCAUUCUACUCUGUUGCCCUACGCAUCUGCUGGAUUAGCCUUUUCAUCAAAUUUGUGGCUAACUAUUCCUAGGAAGAAAACUGGAGUUCUAGAUGAUGUUCGCUCCAGUAGCUGGCUUGAUGCCAUGAAAUCCUCAUCUCCACCUCAUAAGAGGAUAGCCAAGGAUUUUGGUACCGAGCUCUCAUCAGCUGACAUCGAUUUUGCCUAUCGCACAUGGAUGCUCAAGUAUCCAUCAGCACUAACAUCUUUUGAUCAAAUAGCAAAUUUUGCAAAGGGAAAGAGGAUAGCACUGUUUUUGGAUUAUGAUGGAACUCUAUCACCAAUUGUUGAUAACCCUGACUGUGCCUUCAUGUCUAGUGCUAUGCGUUCUGCAGUAAAGAAUGUUGCAAAAUGUUUUCCAACAGCAAUAAUUAGUGGAAGAAGCCGUGAUAAGGUAUACGAGUUUGUAGGGCUAAAAGAACUCUAUUAUGCUGGUAGUCAUGGGAUGGACAUCAUGGGCCCCGUUAGACAAUCUGUUUCUGAUGAACACACAAACUGUAUCAGGUCUACUGAUCAGCAGGGCAAGGAAGUUAAUUUGUUCCAACCUGCUAGUGAAUUCUUACCCAUGAUUGAUGAGAUCAACAGUUCCCUCAUUGAGAGUACCAAACAUAUUAAAGGAGCCAAAGUGGAAAACAACAAGUUCUGUGUCUCUGUACAUUAUCGUAAUGUAGAUGAGAAGAGCUGGACAACAGUUGCACAGUGUGUUCAUGAUGUCAUAAAAAACUAUCCACGCCUGCGAUUGACUCAUGGGAGGAAAGUUUUAGAAGUCCGACCUGUGAUCAAUUGGGACAAGGGGAAAGCUGUGACGUUUUUGCUUGAUUCCCUCGGUCUGAGCAACUGUGAUGAUGUGCUUCCAAUUUAUGUUGGAGAUGACCGGACAGAUGAAGAUGCAUUUAAGGUUUUGCGAGAGAGGAAUUGCGGGUAUGGUAUAUUAGUGUCAUCGACCCCCAAGGAAAGCAAUGCUUUUUACUCUCUCAGGGAUCCGUCGGAAGUGAUGGAGUUCCUAAAUUCCUUGGUGAUAUGGAGUAAAACAAGUGCUCUAUAACCAUUAUAUAAAAGAGGAGUAGAAUACUCUGACAUACACAUACGAUAAGAAAAAGCUUAUAUGUUUCUUCUUUUGUUUUAUUAAUUUUUUUCUUCUAGGAAAUACAGCAAGUAGUUUAGAAGCAGAGAUCCUCAGUCUGCCUAAUUAUGACAGUGCUCAAGUGAAUGCUGCUUCUUGUGUUUUAACUGUAAAUCCCUUUGUUUAAUUAUCUUUAUAAUGCUGCUCUUUAUAUAGCUUAAUUAAGCUUACUGUA
Mercurialis annua (annual mercury) is the source of this 2101-nucleotide messenger RNA. Its product is annotated as trehalose-phosphate phosphatase A. Gene Ontology annotation, biological process: trehalose biosynthetic process. The transcript is spliced from 14 exons. Gene Ontology annotation, molecular function: trehalose-phosphatase activity. Lineage: Eukaryota; Viridiplantae; Streptophyta; Magnoliopsida; Malpighiales; Euphorbiaceae. The record is from RefSeq and is a predicted model, not a curated record. Bases 691 to 1848 code for a protein of 385 amino acids.